AUGGCUGAUCCAAUCACUCUCGCCGUUGCUGGGGCUGGGGUCGCCGUUGCUCUUGCACAACUUGGUCAGGCUGCGUACCAGGGCCACAAAGAGGACAAGCAGAACCGCAAGAUGUUGCAGAUGGUCCAGCAAAAUAAUGUUUAUGGUUCACCACAGAUGGGAAUUCCGGUCUCGCAGCCCGCCCGACCCUCUCAAAACACCCAUACGCUUGCAAUAUCCCACCAGACCAUGGGUCGACAGUCCACUUUCACGAGUCCAGAUGGCUGGUUCGUGUCCGUUGGACAUGGCCCGGAGGCUCGGUCGUCGGGCACUUUCAUAACCCAUACAACAUCAUACGGCAAUGCGUUCCCCACGAGCCAUGUCAACCCAAACAUUCACGGCUUCUUUCAACCCCCCGCCUUUCUACCGCAAAUGUCGCCGAGCAUGAUGCUUCCGGUCGAACAUACACAUCCAUACACCACAGGAAGGGUCGUGGAACUGCCUCAGCGGAUGCUUUCAUAUCCGAUCGACCAAGCACCUCAGUAUCCCACUGGGAAAACGACUGUGGGAUCGAAGCGUUAUCAUUUCUAA
This is a messenger RNA of Cladophialophora immunda, 570 nucleotides long. RefSeq lists its product as uncharacterized. The transcript has 2 exons. The coding region runs from base 1 to 570 and encodes 189 amino acids. Lineage: Eukaryota; Fungi; Ascomycota; Eurotiomycetes; Chaetothyriales; Herpotrichiellaceae. The record is from RefSeq and is a predicted model, not a curated record.